Molecule: messenger RNA, 1505 nt
Organism: Seminavis robusta
Lineage: Eukaryota; Bacillariophyta; Bacillariophyceae; Naviculales; Naviculaceae
Source: the annotation of a GenBank genome assembly
AUGGGAUUCUUUCUCACUCUCGGGCGGCUGGUUGGUUCGAAGGUGCACGAGAAUCAAACUCCCAUCGACGCCGAGCGGACAAAAAGAGUGGGCGAGUUUUUUGAUACACGUGGGCCAUCAUCCAGCCGCUACCGAAUUCGACGCAAGAUCCUGACUCUGGAGAAGAGGCGCAAGACCGUGAAGGAGCGCAAGGAGCGCUUCAAGCUCACUGUGAAGGCCAAGAAAGUUAAGUACGCCCAAGCCAAGAACAAAACGACGUCCAACCAGCAAGUCCUAGAAGACUUGGAAGCCAAGGUUGCUGCAGCAAAGUCCGCGGUUGAUGCUGCCAAGCGCAAGGAAGAUGAGGCUGGUGAUGACGUUGACCACGAUGUGGCGGUCUUGGUUGAUCUAGAAGCGCAGGAGAAGAAGAUCUUCGAAGAAUUAGUGGAGGCCGAGAACGACAUGAAAAUUCUCGAUGAAAUCGAAGUGUGUCACCAGAAUCCACAAGGCAAGGCCAAGCUCCCUCUUGCGGGCGAACGGUCUCUCGAAGAAUUGCGCGGAGCUGUGUGGGAAUAUGUUCCCAGCUUCGAGUCUUUGUGCAGUGAAAUUGAUUGCCCCAUCGACACUCUAAAGAAGGUUCUGAACUUUCUGUCCUUGAAUGGUGUGGGCGGCGCACUCAUCACUCCGCGGACUAGUGACAAUGUUGUCCUCCUCCGCAGGCAACUGGCCGAAAUCUUGUUCCCCGAAUUUCGCCCCCCUCGCGAACCCAGUCUUUCACCCGAGUCCAAGUUGAAGGCCAUGGCUGCGGAAUUGUACGAUGAUGCUGAUGCAAUUGAUAAGAGUAUUGAGGGUGAUCGCCAAGCCAAGCGCAAGAUUAGGGUCGCCACCAGUGCCCCACCCCGCAAGAAGCCGAAGUUUUCAUCAGAGGUCUUGGAAGAACUUGAGGCAAGGUUGUCCCCCGAAACCUUAGCCGCCUUGGGGUUGGCCACUGGAAAGGACGCUGAAGACAAACCAUUCUUUGCUUCUGCUGAAGACAAACCGUCCUCUGCGUCCGCUGAAGAUGGACCGUCCUCUGCUUCCGCUGCCCAGGAAGAGGAAACGGAAGCGUGUGAGACCUAGCAACCAUCAUGUACCCACCAAGACACCGAGCGAUCGCGAGCAGUGGGCUCGCCGCUGCUGACUUUGUGAUUUGUGUUCAUAUUUUCUUCUUUCUCUUAGGUUUUCUUUCUGUCUCUCUGUGGUUGAGAGCUAUUCCCCUUCUCCAGGACUACUGGUAGUCUGGUGUGGAAUUAUCCAUAUGGGAUUUUGGAUUAUUCACUGCAACUGUGGAUGCAAUUUUGGGCAUCCACCUUCAUGUUAUUCAGGUUUUCUUUCUGAAUGCUCUCUGUGGUUGAGAGCUAUUCCCCUUCUCCAGGACUAGCCUGGUGUGGAAUUAUCCAUAUGGGAUUUUGGAUUAUUCACUGCAACUGUGGAUGCAAUUUGGGGCAUCCUCCUCCAUGUUAUUUAGGUUUUCUUUCUGAAUGCUC